GCUAUCUAUUCCAUUCUGUGCCAUCUUUGAAAAAGAAGAAAGAAAGAAAGCACCAGGCACAUGCCACAGCAAAGUGCGUGGCCAAUUCUGAUUUUUAUUUUAUUUUGUUGUUUUAAUUCCUCCUCGUCUUCCUGAACAAGCGAGGAACCAUGCUGACAAGUAGGACAAGCCUACCGUGUUCAGCAGUCAGUCCCAAGGUCUCCUUUCCCCUGGGUCCCUUCCCAAGACACAUCUGGAUCCAUCAUAACACACCCCAGGACAGUCUGGAUAAAGCUUGCCAUGAGAUCUGGAAAAGAGUUCAAGGCCUCCCCGAAGAACUCCAGCCAAGGUCCUCCUCUCCAGUUCUCCAGCUAAGCUGUCACCCCGUCCCAUCUUCUGAGGCUCUCCAAGAAGAUGGCAGUGGGACCAGCAGCAGUUCUCAAAAGGAACCUCUGGAAACCAGUAUUUGUAAAGAUGAAAUAUCUCUGCUAGUUGAGCAAGAAUAUUUGAGCCUCGCCCAGGAGAAUGCAAUGGAACUAGAGACACAGACAUCUGAGGCUGACAAGAUACCCUCAGGUGGUCCAUGUAAGCACCCCAUAAACAACAAUACUGUCACCGUACCUUCUGAUGGAGAUCAGACAUCGGAAGAGAAAGACACAAUGGAAAAGGGCUACCAAGCACUCACUGGAAACAGGAAGGAAGUGAAGCCGAGACCUGCCUGUGAUGUCCACUCGUCUACCAAGUCCACCGUCACAGGUAUCUUGCUCCCUGCAAAACUUAUCUACCAGAAUGCCAAAAGUACCGAAGGUGGAAAUGGCGCCCCAAUGGGCUCAAAUACUCAGAUCGCUAAACUCUUGGCGCAGCUCCCGCUCAAACGGGUUGAGGCUGUGAAAAUGCUGGACAGCAAGAUGGUUAUGGAAGAAACCAAGCUGAUCAAAGACCUGCUGCAGAACAAUGUGUUUGGACCUGCCCCUCACAAAGAGAGCAUCACGCGGGCGCCCAUAAGCAUGACAGAAAGCCAAGGAUUGAGCAACAAAAAGCAGCUGCCGGUGUUUGCCAAGAUCUGCUCGAAAAGCGAACCUGAGUUGGUUGCUGAUGGGUUCUGUCAGAAUCAUGCAUCCUCAGCAGCCAUUGAUAAGAACAACCUUAAAUACAGUGGAAAUGUGUUCACGCCACGUUUCCCCACAGCAUCAACCGGCACAUCAUUAAAGCAGCCACUGUGGCUUAGCCUAAACUAUCCUCCACCUCCUGUUUUUCCAAAUCAUUCAAACUUUCCUCAGUACCAGAGUUUGUAUCAGCAAAGGACACGGAUACCCUUCCAGCAGGCUUUACAUCCUCAGCUAGGAUGCUAUUCCAGACAGGUGGCUCCUUACAAUCCACAGCAAAUCUUCCGCUCCUCCUAUACUCCUGUGCUCAGCUACAUCCCACUGGUUCAACCUGGUUACUCGUAUCAGCAAAGGAACCCAACCAAACCAUCCAACAGCGUACGGGAUCCUCCGGCAAUGGCAGGCGAUGGGCCCCAGUACCCAUUUUCCCCUUCCUAUGGCUUUACGUCUACUACAGCAGGACCAGUCAGGACCAAUCCAUAUUUCUCUUCCAAUGGAGGUGGCAACGGUUUUUAAGAUCCGCUGGGAGUCUCUCUUUUUUUUUCCUUACGUCUUUGGCGAUUUGAACAUUUCGGGAAGGGUUAAAAACUUUGCUGAAUGUUUUGCCCUGAUUCGAGGAAUCCAAAAGAGCAGAAUUUUGUUUAGAAGGAAUGGAGGGAACAUUUGAGGACUUUAAAAACGGUGUACUUUUUUUUUAUGAGACAGAGAGAAAGAUAAUAAAAAAGAGGUUUAUUUAUGAUGAAUACCUGUGCUGCUUAAAAUUGAAUUUUACUGUAAUAAAAAA
Molecule: messenger RNA, 1869 nt
Organism: Pogona vitticeps (central bearded dragon)
Lineage: Eukaryota; Metazoa; Chordata; Lepidosauria; Squamata; Agamidae
Gene: C9H1orf94
Product: chromosome 9 C1orf94 homolog
Source: RefSeq, a predicted model, not a curated record